UUCUAUAAUUAACAAAAAUGACGUUUCAAUUGAGCUUUUUUAUUCUGUUGUCAGUGGUCACUUUGGUUGGCGCUUUUUUCCCUCGCAGCGCUUUUCAGCGGGACUUUCACCGACACGUCGCGAAAGAUUUUGAAUCUUCCGGGAACGGACCAGACGAACCUCUUCGGGGAUCUGUCAGGGUUGUCAAAUUAAGCCCUCAUUCUCUGCGACGGGCAGCCGGUAGUCACGUGUCGCCCAAAAACUCACCGGGUAGAGGCGCGUUCCCCGCGUUCUUGGCUCUCGGACGUCCCGGCCCGUCAGUCCUGUCCCAUAACAAACCUGCGGCCCAGCUCCUUCCGGUGAGCGCGAGCAGCACCAGCGCAGACGCCCGGAGGAAACAGGGGAUGGAGAUGUGGAAUAAAGUGAUGCACAAAAGCGAGCGAAGCAAUGAGGCCGUGGCGUUACGCAUUGAUCCUAAACACAUGAGCAAACAGAGCUGUGCCGCAGUGCCCUUCACACAGCGCAUAACGGAGGACGGCUGUGAGAAGGUGACGGUUCAUAAUAAUCUCUGCUACGGUCAGUGCAGCUCCAUGUUCGUCCCGUCCAGCGGAGAGUCCCGUGGACAGCAAAGAUCGUGCACUCGAUGCAGUCCCUCUAAAUCGCGCUCUGUGCUCGUACCCCUGCGCUGCGGGACAGAGGUGCGCGAGAGGCGCGUUGUGAUCGUUGAGGAGUGCAAAUGCGAAACAAGCAGUGAAGAGGUCAAAGUUAAGAACACGGAAAUGUUUCAUUUAUAACAGACAUUUUAAAGUUUUUUUUUUUUCUAAAACGUUCUAAUAUUUAAGUGCACCGAUGGUGUGUGUAGACUAUUUAUAGGAUUACAAAGCCACACAAAUGUGGAAGAUCCGUGUCGUGUGUCUGAAGAGUGACCGAGAUUCGGUUCAGAAUGUGUUAAACACGAGUCCCUGGGAAUACAGGGAAAAUCUUUCUGUAAACUGCCGUCUGAUAUUCAGCGGUAUCGUUUGUAUUA
Molecule: messenger RNA, 1006 nt
Organism: Carassius auratus (goldfish)
Lineage: Eukaryota; Metazoa; Chordata; Actinopteri; Cypriniformes; Cyprinidae
Product: cerberus-like
Exons: 2
Coding region: 18-773 (251 amino acids)
Biological process (GO): determination of heart left/right asymmetry
Source: RefSeq, a predicted model, not a curated record